Messenger RNA from Rotaria sp. Silwood2, 510 nucleotides. NCBI's taxonomy places the organism in Eukaryota, Metazoa, Rotifera, Eurotatoria, Philodinida, Philodinidae. The record is from the annotation of a GenBank genome assembly.
AUGUAUUCAACAAAUUCAUUAGAUGAAAUAUUUGAUGUACCUGAUGAUAAAAAUUAUUUACAAAAACAACUGAUUGAAAAAACGAAACUUGAUUUAUAUUUAGCAGCUGAAACAAGAAUUGAUAAUAAUAUGAAUGUUUUAACUUAUUGGAAUUUAAACACGUCGUUAUAUCCUAAUGUAGCACGGAUAACUAAGCGGGUUUUAGCAAUACCAGCUACGAAUACUUCCGUGAAACGUUUAUUUUCUCAUAGUGGCAGUACUGUCACUAAUAAACGAACACGUUUGGAUGCUGAUAAAGUUGAUCAUUUAUUACUUAUUAAACGAAAUAUACGAGUAUUAAAAGGAGUUUAUCCUUCGGCAGUUGAACAGUGCACAAAAAGAAAGAAUGGUUUAAUUUCAGCUGAUUCAACACCAUCAACAACUACAAAUAAAAAAAUCAUAUUAAUGGUCGAAAGUCAAGAAGUCGAUGAAGCAACAACCGAUGAAGAUAGUGACAAUGAACAGCUUUAG